This is a messenger RNA of Acanthisitta chloris (rifleman), 2600 nucleotides long. It is a transcript of the gene HNF1A, whose product is annotated as HNF1 homeobox A. Gene Ontology annotation, biological process: liver development; regulation of transcription by RNA polymerase II; pancreas development. Bases 70 to 2040 code for a protein of 656 amino acids. Lineage: Eukaryota; Metazoa; Chordata; Aves; Passeriformes; Acanthisittidae. The transcript is spliced from 10 exons. Gene Ontology annotation, molecular function: DNA-binding transcription factor activity, RNA polymerase II-specific; RNA polymerase II cis-regulatory region sequence-specific DNA binding. Gene Ontology annotation, cellular component: nucleus. The record is from RefSeq and is a predicted model, not a curated record.
GGGGGGUGUGAAGGCGGGAGGCUGUGCUGUGCCCACUCUCCUGACAGUCGGGCGUGUUACCUCAGGAACAUGGUGAAGGGAAGCUGGAAACAGGCUAACCCAAAUUCAGAUCCAAGAGGCACCAGGCUGAAGACCAUGGUCUCGAAGCUGAGUCAUCUCCAAGUGGAGCUGCUGGGAGCACUGCUGGAGUCGGGGCUGACCAAGGAGACCCUGAUCAAGGCGCUGAGCGAAGCGGAACCCUACGCACUCCAGAGCGAAAGUCAGCGCGCUAUCAAUGCUCUCCAGACAGAGAAAGGGGAACCCUGUCCCGACAUCCCCAACCUCCCCAACGGAAUGGGGGAGUCCAGGUUAUCGGAAGAUGAAACCUCAGAUGACGGGGAGGAAUUUACCGCUCCAAUAAUGAAGGAGCUGGAAAACUUGAGCCCUGAGGAGGCUGCUCACCAGAAGGCUGUGGUGGAAAGACUAUUACAAGAGGAUCCCUGGCGAGUGGCAAAGAUGGUGAAAUCCUACCUCCAGCAGCACAACAUCCCUCAGCGUGAGGUGGUGGACACUACUGGUCUGAACCAAUCUCACCUUUCACAACACCUCAACAAGGGCACUCCCAUGAAGACCCAAAAAAGGGCAGCCCUGUACAGCUGGUACGUCCGGAAGCAGCGAGAGGUGGCCCAGCAAUUCACACAUGCUGGCCAGGGUAUCCUGGCAGAGGAGCCCACGGGAGAUGACCUGCCCACCAAGAAGGGAAGAAGAAACCGCUUUAAGUGGGGUCCUGCCUCGCAACAGAUCCUGUUUCAAGCCUAUGAGAGGCAGAAAAACCCCAGCAAAGAAGAGAGGGAGGCACUGGUGGAAGAGUGCAACAGGGCAGAGUGUAUUCAGAGAGGUGUUUCCCCUUCCCAGGCCCAGGGACUGGGCUCAAACCUGGUGACAGAGGUCAGAGUUUACAACUGGUUUGCCAACCGCAGGAAGGAGGAAGCUUUCCGGCACAAGUUGGCCAUGGACAACUUCAGUGGACCACAGCCCACCUCUGCCCCACCUCUAACUCCUCACAACUCCUCCUCCCUCCAGCCACCACCUGCUCUCUCACCCAACAAAGUUCAUGGAGUGAGGUACAACCAGCAGCCAGCCAGUGAGGCAGAGUCCUCCAGCGGCAACCACCACGGGAACAGCUCCAUGGUGACCACCCAAACCAUCCUGCAUCAGGUUUCUCCCCCUGGACUGGAGCCCAGCCAGAACCUACUGAGCACAGACACUAAGCUGGUGUCAGCUCCUGGAGGAACUCUCCCUCCUGUCAGCACCCUGACUGCCCUGCACAGCCUAGAGCAAAGCCCUCACACACUGAGCCAGCAAACCCAGAACCUGAUCAUGGCAUCGCUGCCGGGCGUCAUGGCAAUCGGCGCCGGUGAGACCUCAUCCCUAGCACCAGCGUUCACCAACACUGGUGCCUCCACCCUGGUGAUAGGCCUGGCCUCAACCCAGCCACAGAGUGUACCAGUAAUAAACAGCAUGGGGAGCAGCCUCACUACCCUGCAGCCCGUCCAGUUCUCCCAGCAACUGCACCCAUCCUACCAGCAGCCCCUCAUGCAGCAAGUCCAGAGCCACAUCAACCAGAGCCCCUUCAUGGCUACUAUGGCCCAGAUACAGAACCCUCACGCUCUCUACGGCCCCAAGUCUGAAGUGACCCAAUACACACAUACAGGCCUCUUGCCACAAACCAUGGUGAUAACAGACACAGCCAACCUCAGCGCCCUGACUAACCUGACACCAACCAAACAGGCAUUCACACCUGACUCAGAGACUCACACCGAGUCUGGGAUGCACACACCAGUGUCACAGGCACCAACUAUUCACCUACAGAACCAAGACACAACCAUCCAGCACCUUCAGCCUGGCCCACGCCUCACCUCAAGCCCUGCUGUGUCCUCCAGCAGCCUGGUGCUGUACCAAAGCUCUGACUCUGCCAACAGCCACAGCCAGCUGCUGCCAUCCACUCACAAUGUCAUCGAGACCUUCAUCUCCACGCAGAUGGCAUCCUCCACCCAGUAAUCAAGACAGCAAGCACAAGGGUGACUGCCACGACCGACCUGUCAGCUGCAACUCCAACCAUGUUUGCCAUCACUGUCACCACUGCCUUCCCCAGGAAGGAACAGCUGCUGUGCUCAGCUGCCCUCCAGCCCCACUGCCUCACACAAACCCCUGCUCAGCUGCCUCCAGGAGAGAAAAUGUCUCAGGCUCAAGACAGAAGCCAUGAAAAGGUGAUGCUGGCACUGCUAAAAUCUACUGCCCUGCCCUAAAAUAGCAAACCUAAACCGCAUGAGCCAGCCCAGAAUGACCAGACAUCCUUUUGUGGCUGUCCAAGAAGGAAUCCCAUCAAGACAGGGAUCUGAAUGCAAUAUGGCAACAGCGCCAAGGCACGGAUAGGACUUUGAUUCAGCUCAGCUUUCAUCAAGCUGGGCCUGUACAAACCUGCCAACACCAGACUAAGCCAUACAGGAAAGAGCAAAGCUGAGCUGCCAAAGAAGGGACACUGUCUUUAAAAAACACUCACCUCCUUUGCUGCAAGGAAGCACCAAUGGGAACUACAAGAAAUAACAGUCCCUUGGAGG